UGUGCAGCAGGCAGUGGUGGUGUGUGGCCCUGACGUCAGCAUCUCAGCUUAUUGAUAGGGCGAUCAUGUCAACUCCCAUACAGGACGCUUCAACAGUGCUCCUUGAUGAAAGCAUGCUGCCUACUGCAGGAUAUUGCACUCGCCUCUCGUGAUCUUUCAAUUUUCUUUUCGCAUCAUUUUAUUCCACACGUGUCUUACUAGCUUGAAGAUGUAUUUUAUGGUGUCACGGUUCUUUGAAGAUUUUUGGACACCAGAGCAUGGUGAAAACCGACAGGCCUGGCUGUGCUUUACCUGACCUCGGAAAGGCAGCAGACAGUCGCUUAAUUGAUGCAAUAGGGGACACUGACUAUGCAGAAAUUUAUAGAGGAGGAUUACUACGAGCUGGACUGGUGCUACGACGACUGUGCAGAUGUUUUAUGUGCUGAACGAGUUGGCCAGAUGACUAAAACAUACAAUGAUAUAGAUGCUGUAACACGUCUUCUAGAAGAAAAAGAACGAGAUCUGGAGUUAGCUGCUCGGAUUGGUCAGUCAUUGUUAAAGAAGAAUAAAACCCUUACAGAAAGGAAUGAAUACCUUGAAGAGCAAGUAGAGCACAUUAGAGAAGAGGUUUCACAAUUACGCCAUGAACUGUCUAUGAAAGAUGAACUGCUUCAGUUUUACACCAGUGCAGCUGAAGAGAGCGAGUCCGAGUCAGUCUGUUCAACACCUCUGAAGAGGAAUGAAUCUUCGUUAUCCGUCCAAAAUUAUUUCCCCUUUGACUCACUCCAAAAGAAACUGAAAGAUCUUGAGGAUGAGAACAUCGUCCUGCGCUCGGAGGCAUGUCACCUGCAGACCGAGACCAUCACAUAUGAAGAGAAAGAGCAACAGCUUGUUAAUGACUGUGUAAAAGAACUAAGGGAUGCAAGUUUCCAGAUUGCCAACAUAUCGGAGGAAUUGGCAAAGAAGACAGACGAUGCAGCCCGACAACAGGAAGAGAUUACUCACCUUUUGUCACAGAUCGUUGACAUUCAGAAAAAGGCAAAAGCAUAUGCAGUGGAAAAUGAAGAAUUGGUACAACACUUAGGAGCGGCUAAAGAUGCUCAGCGGCAACUUACAGCGGAGCUGCGGGAGCUGGAGGACAAGUAUGCAGAGUGCAUGGAAAUGCUUCACGAGGCACAGGAGGAGCUGAAGAACCUUAGAAAUAAAACCAUGCCAAAUGUAAUUUCCCGGCGUUAUCACAACCUGGGUGCAUUUCCUAUGGACUCUUUAGCAGCUGAGAUAGAGGGAUCCAUGAGAAAAGAACUUCAGAUUGAUGAGUCGGACCCCCUUGAAAUGAAUGGCAAUCAUCAGAAGCGUGUGUUUGACACAGUGCGGAAUGUCAACCAGGUAGUAAAACAAAGAUCUCUGGCUCCUUCUCCAAUGAACAUCCCUGGCUCUAACCAGUCGUCUGCUAUGAACUCUCUAAUGUCAAGCUGUGUCAGCACACCACGCUCGAGCCUCUAUGGAGGGGAUAUCUCUAACAUAGUUAUUGAUAACAAAACUAAUAGCAUUAUCCUGGAGACAGAGUCAACGGACAACAGUGAUGAUAAGAACAAGAAGCCUGGAACACCGGGCACUCCAGGGUCUAAUGACCUAGAGACAGCUUUGCGGCGGUUGUCCCUUCGGAGAGAGAACUACAUCCUAGAGCGCAAGUUCUUUGAAGACGAUCAAGAGCGGAAGCUGCGUAGCCUUGCUGAGAAAGAAGAGCUCCGCAGUGGGUCUCUAACGCCUACAGAAAGCAUCAUGUCCUUGGGCACCCACUCCUCCAGGUUGUCAGAGUUCACUGGCAUCUCAGGAAUGUCCUUCAGCAGCCGCUCUUACCUGCCAGAGAAACUGCAGAUCGUGAAGCCCCUAGAAGGAUCAGCAACUUUACAUCAAUGGCAACAGUUGGCACAACCACAUCUUGGAGGAAUCCUGGAUCCUAGGCCUGGUGUUGUUACCAAAGGCUUCCGAACCUUAGAUCUGGACCAGGAGGAAGUGUACCGCUUCACAGACUAUGAAGAAGAUGAGACAGGUGACAUUCCUUACAAGAGCUUAACUACCUCGAGUUCCGUCCAUCACUCAGAGACCUCAGGUGAGAGGUCUCAAGCACAAGUGACUGUGUCUGACAGCAAGAAUUGUUCAAGCCUUUCUCAUGCUGCCCCCGAGGAUUUGCAAGAGCCCGCGACAGACGAUGAUGAGGGGUCUGUGCACCAUCCGGGGAAAUGCUUGUCUCAGACCAGCUCCACAUUCACUUUUACUACUUGUCGGAUCCUGCACCCAUCUGAUGAACUCACCCGCGUCACUCCAAGCCUUAAUACAACACCCACUCCAGCUUCUGGCAUCUUCAGCAAUCUUAAAUCAACGCCAGCAAGCACACCUUGCACACCUCGACGUUUGAGCUUGGCCGAGUCUUUUACUAACCUGAGAGAAUCAACAACCACUAUGAGCACAUCUCUAGGACUGGUGAGGCUACUCAAAGAGCAUGGCAUUUCAGCAUCUGUGUACAACCCCCAAAGUUGGGACAGGGCUGGAAAGGAUCCUUUUAUGAACCAAUCUCUUCCAAAAAUGGCUGUUAUACCUUCCACGCCUCCAAACUCGCCUAUGCAGACACCAAGCUCUUCUCCUCCUUCCGUAGACUUUAAAUGCACUAGCCCACCUUAUGAUAACUUCCUGGCUUCUAAGCCUGCCAGCUCCAUCCUGAAGGAGGUGAGGGAGAAAAAGAACAUAAGAAGCAGUGAAUGUCAAACUGAUGUCUCUGUCUCCAAUCUUAAUCUGGUGGACAAAGUGAAAAAAUUUGGAAUUGCCAAAGUCUCAGGACCAUCACAAGCAUCUGCUGCAGGCGACAGCCACAGGCCUAUCAUAUGUGGCGCAGAGGGACCAGUGCAAGCAUAUGUUCCUGGUGGCCUUAUACCAGAAGGUCUGCCUUUGAAUUACCCUCCUGUUGCAAGUGCUAUAGGUGGAAUUCGUAGGAAUCGGAGCUUCCCAACAAUGGUAGGAUCUAGUAUGCAGAUGAAAGCACCAUCGACACUGGCACCAGGCAUCCUAAUGGGAGCCAAGUUACCAAAACAGACAAGCUUACGAUGAGGAACAGCCAAACAUCUUAUGACUGGUUUUAAGAGCUGAUCAUUAGCUGUGCUUCUAUUGUGAACCCCUGCAUUCAACGGUCAUCUUGCGGGGCACGGACUUCCUUUGAAUUCCACCUCUCACUUAUUUCCUUUUAGCUCGUACUGACAAAUCAUCAUUGUGCCUAGAUGAGAAGUGGAACUUUGUAUAAAUCUGUAGAUAAGGAGCAUAUUGCAAUUACAUUUUUUUCGCCAAAUGAAAGUGGUGACUUACUGAUGUUGCUGUAAUAUUGUAGAUAAUGGUCAUUAUAAUACUGUACAUUAAAUUAAUGGGGCAGGUGGGGUACUGUAUGCACUGACUUGAAUAGACUCUUGCAGGAUAGAAUGCAAAAAUAGUUUUAGUAUUACAUAUUAAAGUUUUGGACUGAUCAAGGUUUUUAUUUAAUGUAAAAGGAAAUUUAGCCCAAGCAGGUGUGAUGUAUCCUUGGGUACAUUAAGAUAUUUCCUUUGUUACUGUUCAAUGAUGCAAUAAAUUAAUACCCUUAAUGUAAGGUCUUAAAAAUUUAGCAUUGCAACUAUAGAAGGCUAAUUAACAACAAAAGUGAUAAAAUGUGACCGGAAUUUCACAAUAUCAUUUCAGGUCAUGUAUUUCAAUAAAAUCUGGUAAAAAGAACUUGGAGUAUCUGACAUCUAACCAGUUAAGGGAGCCAUUUUGUGAACUGAUCUGCUUGUCACUCAAUUCCUUCCUGAAAAUUACCAGUAUUUUUUUCAGCCCACAAAAUGGCUGCCAGCACUAUUGUAGGGUAUUGUAAGAAUAAUGGCGAUAUACAAUAUAUAUGAUUGACAGCUGCAUUGGCCAAUGGUAUGGUUACCUGUUGGCAUAGUGGAUUACUUUGCAAUCAGUUCACACAAGUUCUGCACGUUCUGUUCAUCAUUAUUAGCUAUUGUCACUGUGCAUUAGGAUCUAUUGUGGAUAUCCGGAACAAAAAGGGAUUAGUAGAUCACAAAAGAAGAAAGACAAGACUGUGCUGUCAAUAAAUUGAAAUACUUGAAGAAAUGUAAUUCUGUAAAGCGAGCUAUUGUUGGCUCAUGAAGGAACUAGUUUUUUAUGUUAAAGAAGGUCAAUAUAUAUAGUUAGUGAUAUUCUAAACCUUUUUUU
This is a messenger RNA of Nanorana parkeri, 4221 nucleotides long. RefSeq names its product trafficking kinesin protein 1 (gene TRAK1). Gene Ontology annotation, cellular component: dendrite. Bases 349 to 3084 code for a protein of 911 amino acids. Gene Ontology annotation, molecular function: GABA receptor binding. The transcript is spliced from 15 exons. Gene Ontology annotation, biological process: anterograde axonal transport of mitochondrion; neurogenesis; endosome to lysosome transport. Lineage: Eukaryota; Metazoa; Chordata; Amphibia; Anura; Dicroglossidae. The record is from RefSeq and is a predicted model, not a curated record.